CCACCACCUAUCGCCCAGCCCUUGCCUCUUCAGCCGUUGCGGCUAUCGUCUCGCGCUUCUUCUUCCCGAUCUCUCAGCACUGAUAUCCUGCCACGAGCGCCUUCAUCUUGACCCUCUUCGCAUCGUACGCAAGCACGCCGCUACCGGAGGCACGUAUCUCAUUCCGUAUCCGUAGCAGCGCGGUUGAGACCCGGCAAUACCACCCACAAGAUGAUCAAGAUCUGGUCGCUGAAAAAGGACGAGGAGACGGCCAAGAAGCGAAAGCCAAAGACAAGCCCGGCGCAGCUGAGGGUACAGAAAGACCUUACGGAGCUGGAGCUGCCCAGCACGAUGAAGACGGAGUUUGCGAAUCCAGAUGACGUGCUCAACUUCACAUUGACGAUUGAGCCAGACGAAGGGAUGUACAAGACGGGCUCCUUCCACUUUACGUUUGCCAUCAACAACAACUACCCCCACGACCCGCCCAAGGUCAAGUGCACCCAGAAGAUCUACCAUCCCAACCUGGACCAUGACGGUAACGUCUGCCUCAACAUCCUGCGCGAGGACUGGAAACCGGUCCUCAACCUCAACUCUGUCAUGGUCGGCCUGCAAUACCUCUUUCUCGAGCCAAAUGCCGAUGACCCGCUGAACAAGGAGGCGGCCGAGGAUUUGCGAAGAGACAGGCCAGGGUUUGCGAGCAACGUCAGGCGAAGCUUGGGCGGAGGAAGCGUCAAGGGCGUUCAAUACGACAGGGUCACGAAAUAGAAGGCCCUACUUCAUCCCAAGCAUCGCACGAGACAUUCACGCAUAUAGACCUGACUUGAAUUUGCCCGCCCCACACUGACAAGCUCCUGGCCAUCUCUCCUGCACUGGCACCCGAAAGAGAGGCGCCACCUUUCCUGAACAUGCAACAGCACACAUUUGCCUGAUGGUAAAAUGUCAUUGACCCAAAGCCUAUCUACUCUGGCCUCUGAG
Molecule: messenger RNA, 954 nt
Organism: Acaromyces ingoldii
Lineage: Eukaryota; Fungi; Basidiomycota; Exobasidiomycetes; Exobasidiales; Cryptobasidiaceae
Product: putative ubiquitin-conjugating enzyme E2
Exons: 5
Coding region: 211-744 (177 amino acids)
Source: RefSeq, a predicted model, not a curated record